Achroia grisella is the source of this 2415-nucleotide messenger RNA. RefSeq lists its product as uncharacterized. NCBI's taxonomy places the organism in Eukaryota, Metazoa, Arthropoda, Insecta, Lepidoptera, Pyralidae. The record is from RefSeq and is a predicted model, not a curated record. Bases 1 to 2415 code for a protein of 804 amino acids. Gene Ontology annotation, molecular function: zinc ion binding; nucleic acid binding. The transcript has a single exon.
AUGGCAGAACCUAAAAGAAACGUAUUACCCCAGGAAGGUACCAGCAACGCUGGAGAAUCCUUCCCCACCGCACCGGAUUCGCCGGGGGUGGGCUGUCCCAAGUAUUCUGGGGGGGACAAGUUAGGCCAUGAGUGGGAGGAUGAGGAGGAGGUAGAUGCAGCGAGGAGGGAGUUUGUGGAGAGGCUGCUGGACCAAAUGGAGGCAGAAGCAAUGGAGGGAUUAGAUUCGGAUUUCUCCGGAUCGAGUCUCUCCUUGGAUUCUGAAGUAGGAAGCGACGUUGCCGGCACAUCAACACCGUUGCCGCAACGACGAUCUCAGCGCAAGAGACGGAUCGUUGAGAAGUCGAAACCGGAGGAUGACGCACCCGAGAUCGUUUUUAAAACACCGGGACAAAAACCCGCAACACCAUCUGCGGCAAGGAGGACGCCCGUCACAAAAGUGGGUGGCAGUAGUGCCGGGCCAAAGAAAACAACGAGGGGUGAUAAUGACCCCGAUUUGGUGCAGGCGAAGGCCGAGUUGGCUGCCGCUACCCAGAGAGAUAUGGAGUUGGAGGCGGCAGCUGCAGUAAAAGUGGCUACCCCGAAACCGGCGAAGCGCCCUACCACCCGCAGACCCUCAGACGAGGAUGCGAAGCGCUCCGACGUCCUGGUUUCGGACAUCCAGGAUUGUGCCCUGAAGGUGCUCGAUGCCGUGAAGAAGUCCGGCCACUUGAAGGGCACAGUAGUGAAGGAGAUUAAAGACGCCGUCGCUACCAUCCGUGCGGCGUCUGAAUCUCUGGCGGGAAGGACCGCAUCAACCGAGUGCGCAGCACUGCGCCGGGAGAAUUCCCGAUUGGCACGCGACAUGGCGGAUAUGCGCGAAUUGAUGACGGGCAUCAGAGAGGAAUCCGCAAAAUAUUAUGUGGAGCUAAGGGACCUCAAGAAGAAGACCAUGGGGUCCGCCGGCCAGGACAUGAACGAGCUAGCGAUGCUCAAGGCCGAGAGGGCGGAGUGGGAGCGGGAGAUUGCCGCCACCCGAAACUCCUACCAGGAGGUACUAAAAAGGAGUAACGAGGACCGCCUGGCGCUCACUACAGCGCUUGAUGAAUUGGCGGCAGCCAAAGCUGCACUGGCGAAUCAGCCACAUAGUGCGGCCAUGGAUAUGACAUCCGGCGCCCAAAGUGCUGAGCCGCGCGAAACGCCGGUAAUCACUGAGGGUGUCGAAGCGAGAAUAGUCCGCCAAAUCGGGGACAUUUUUAAUGCCCGGUUUGAGCGGAUUGAGGAGCUUGUCGGCAGGUCUCAAAACCCGCCGCCAAAAAGGACCACAGCUGCACCCCGAACACCUGGAGCAGCCAAGAAAGGAGGAAGUACGGCCCCUGUAGCCAGUACUAGUAGAGCAGGGGUGAGCGCUUCUCAGCCGGCGCCAUCUACAUCGGAGCAAUGGACGACCGUAGUCCGGCGAGGAAAACGGGCCAGUGCAGCGAAGGGUCAGAAGUCGGCCCCAGCUACACAAGCAACCACAGGCGGGGCUAAUACAGGCCAGAAGAAGGCCACUACGGAGGCCCAGAGUGAGGCCACCAAGAGGAAAAGGGCACGGAAGCGUCAAUUCCGUUCCCCGCGAUCCUCGGCGGUAGUUCUGACACUGCAGCCGGGAGCUGCGGAGGCGGGAUCGAGCUACAGCUCGGUGCUCCGAGAGGCCCAACAGAAGAUCAAGUUGGAUGCCCUCGGAAUCACCGAGCUGGGCUUUAGGCUGGCCAUAACGGGGUCCCGCAUACUCGAGGUGCCGGGACCAGUGGAGGAGAGUGGUAGGAAGGCUGAUGCUCUUGCCGCUAAACUGGCCGAAGUCAUACCGGCGGGUGUGGUCAGCGUGUCCAGACCAGUGAAGUCUGCGGAAAUCCGCAUCCUGGAUCUGGACGACGCCACAACGGCAGCUGAAGUGGUGGCAGCUGUUGCGCGCGAGGGAGACUGCGCCGAGGCCUCCGUGAAAACGGGGGAGAUCCGGCGCUCUCCCUCAGGAAGUGGCUCCAUCUGGGCGCGGUGCCCUAUUGGAGCUGUCAAGCGGCUGGUUGACGCCGGCAAGCUCAGAGUGGGGUGGACAAUGGCACGGGUGCGGUCUUUGGACCCCCGGCCGAUGCGGUGUUACCGCUGCCUGCUCACAGGUCAUGUGGGCCAGCGGUGCACCGCCAAGGAGGACCGCGGCGGAGCUUGUUUCCGCUGCGGACAAGACGGCCACAAGGCCGCAUCGUGCACCGCCCCCUCGCCGCACUGCCCCUAUUGCGCGGCGGCGAAGAAGAAGGCGGACCACCGUAUGGGCAGCACCAAAGGGUGUCGCCCGCCGAAAAUGGCGAGAGUGGAGGAGAUGGAGGCCGAGACCGGCCCGUCACCUCCUACCACGGGCCUUGCGGCAGCUGACGCGGGGGCGUCAGCUGUCACCUAA